CAGUGCCCACGUCACCGCACCACCAGUUUGUUUACGGGCAUUUUUCGGUCGCUGUUCGUUUCCUCUUCGUUUGUUCACACUAUAUAAGCCAGGCGAUGGCAUAUUGUGGCGGUGCAGUGGCUCCCCAGCCACCCAAGAUGAAGCAGCUGGGGCUGCUGACCAUCCUGCUGGGGGUGACCGGUGUCGCCCAGGGUUUCUUUCUUCCCUAUGGAGGUUUCGGUGGAUUCGGAGGGCUGGUAAGCCACAGCGUAUCUCCGGUGGUGCAGCCCAUCAUCAUCAAGCCACCGGAGCCGGAGCCGCCGCCAGAACCGAAGGUCGAGGUGCACGUGCACGGCGCUCCGCACGAGCCGCCGCCGCCGGAGCCGCCGCCACACCCGCCGCCACCCAUCAUCAUCGUGGCGGGACCGCCAGAGCCGCCGCCACCGGAACCUCCUCCGCCGCCUCCACCAAUCAUUGUGCUGCCCGCGGGAGGAGGUGGUGGAGGAGGACCUCCCCCGCCUCCGCCGCCCGGAGGACCGCCCCUCGUGGUUCUGCCCGUUGGAGGAGGCGGAGGAGGUGGACCGCCGCCGCCACCACACGGCGGCGGAGGGCCCCCGCCGCCGCAGAUUCUGGUGCUGCCGAUGCCGGGCGGUGGCGGCGGCGGCGGCCCGCCCCCGGGUCCGCCCCCGCCCCCGCCCCCACCGAUCAUCACCCCGGUUUACGCGGGAUAAGCUGGUCGAUCUCAUGUGUAAGACGGCCGUCCCAUCGUCGCUGGCAGAAAUGCUGGCUUCCUUAAAGUAUUAUGUGGUUUAUUGAUCAAUGUUCCUAUGAUGCGUGUCAUUUUGUGGAUAAACAGGUACGACGAUUUGUUUGUGUCUGGCUUGAAUUGGGUAUAUGUUCGGCUACAAAUAAAUG
Molecule: messenger RNA, 894 nt
Organism: Amphibalanus amphitrite
Lineage: Eukaryota; Metazoa; Arthropoda; Thecostraca; Balanomorpha; Balanidae
Product: formin-like protein 5
Exons: 3
Coding region: 96-710 (204 amino acids)
Source: RefSeq, a predicted model, not a curated record